Messenger RNA from Tinamus guttatus (white-throated tinamou), 1128 nucleotides. Lineage: Eukaryota; Metazoa; Chordata; Aves; Tinamiformes; Tinamidae. The record is from RefSeq and is a predicted model, not a curated record.
AUGGACAAGCAGCGCCCGGGGGAGCCGCGCUGGGUCCCCAGGCGCGCUGCGCCCCCGCUGCCCGUGCCCGCAGGCGUGCGCCAGGCGCUGUGGCUCACCAAGGCGCAGCUGGUGCCGGGGCUGCCCGCCCGCGUGCUGCGCAUCGCCGAGGAGCCGGCCAACCUGCUCGACGACCAGGACGAGAGGGCGCAGCGCGCCGUGUCCCGCGCGCGCUUCUGGGACACCACCGAGGUGGCUCCCAAGAGGGAGAGCUACUGCCCCGUGCUCUUUGAAGAGUUGCUGCAUUUAUGUCGGAUAAUGACGAUGAAGCAUCCUUCUCUGGCUAAGAGGAUGUUGACCAGAGACUACAGGAUAGCAGCUACGUGGGAAAGAGAAUCAUUUCUCCUUCAGGUCCGUGGCCUGAACGGGAUCCUCCUCAACUCCAUGGCCCCAAUACCUCCAGUAGCCUCCAAGGAGGAGGUAGCAGCCACUGCAGAACACGCUCUGGAGACCUUCUAUCCCAUCUUGCCCACGAUUGAUCUUCAGGAGGUGACUGUGUACAAGGAGCUCAAUGAUACGGGUUUUAGGGCUGGUUAUCCAUACUGUCAUCCUCACACACUGUACUUCUUGGAGUCAGCCAACAUUCGCACCAACAGGUUCAGACCAGAGCAACUUCGGGCCAAGAUGAUGAUGUUUGCGUUUGGCAACGCGCUGGCGAAGGCCAAGAUGCUCUACGGGAACGAUCCCAAGGUUUUGGAGCAGCCAAUAGUGGUGCAAAGCGUUGGCACGGACGGCGAGGUUUUCCAGUUUAUGGUGUUCCAGCUAAAUACAACAGACUUGGUCUCCAGUGAUGGCAUUAAGAAUCUCGUCUGGAUUGACUCUGAUCAGCCGCUGUAUGAAAAAGCCCAGUGUGUCCCAGAAAUCAAGAAGAGAGUUGUUACGAAGCCUGCUGGAAUAUAUGGCUUCCAGCCAGACACAUUCAAGAAGUUUCUGGCACUGUAUUUGCACGGAACUGUGUGAAAUUCCACUCGAAUGAAAGACUGUACCUGCUGCUUCUCUUUGCCAGAACACCACAUACCUAAAGAAAGGUGGAUUCAUUUACUUUCCAAAAUAAAUUAUGUUGUUACUCAAAGUAAAUUUUUUAAAAAU